Molecule: messenger RNA, 2135 nt
Organism: Paramecium primaurelia
Lineage: Eukaryota; Ciliophora; Oligohymenophorea; Peniculida; Parameciidae
Source: the annotation of a GenBank genome assembly
UGUUAUGCCAAAACUCUAUACAUUUAAGGACCCUAAUUUCAAUCCUCUUUAGAAUUAUGUUGUAGAUAAAACUUUAGGAUAAGGAACCUUUGGAAAAGUGAAGUUGGGUAUUCACAAAUGCACAAAUGAGAAAGUAUUAACUCACUUCAAUUUACAAAGGUAGCAAUCAAGAUUUUAGAGAAAGAGAAAAUAGAAAAUGAGGCUGAUUAUGUGAGGAUUCAACGUGAAAUUCAUAUUCUACGUAAAAUACGUCAUCCAAAUAUCAUUUAAUUAUAUGAGGUAUGUGAAUAUGUUAUAAGAGAUUAUUGAAAGUGAAAUAAAAUUAUAUCUCAUAACUGAAUAUGCACCAGGAGGUGAGUUAUUUGAAUAUAUUGUUUCAAAAUCUCGACUUGAAGAGCGUGAGGCUGGUCGUAUAUUCUUUUAACUUCUCAAUGCUAUAGAAUACAUACAUCAAUUAGGUAUAGUUCAUAGAGAUCUCAAACCAGAAAACAUUCUUUUAGAUAUUAAUAAAUAAGUAAAAGUAGUUGAUUUUGGAUUAUCUAAUCUCUAUUAACCAAACUAAAAAUUACAUACUCCAUGUGGAAGUCCUUGUUAUGCUGCACCUGAAAUGGUUAGUGGUUUAUCAUAUGAAGGAUUAAAAACUGAUAUAUGGUCAUGUGGUAUAAUUUUAUAUGCAAUGAUUUGUGGGUAUAUUAUACUUAUUUUAAUUAUAGUUGUGUACCAUUCGAAGAUCAAAAUACUAAAUAAUUAUAUGAAAAGAUUAAACAUUCUGAUUACAAAUUACCUAAAAGUGUAUCUCCAUAAGCUGCUGAUCUCCUUAGAAAGAUUCUUCAAAAAGAUCCCUCAAAAAGAAUAACAAUCCCAGAAAUAAGAUAACAUGACUUUAUUCUUUUUGCUGGUAAAAUGACCAUUCCUGAAGGAGUAAACACUAAGUAUUAUCAUUAGAGUAUCUAGAUUGGAUAAUUUUAAAAUUGAUGUUGAUUACACUAUUCUUCAAUAGUUAUUAUAAUAUAACAUUUCAGAAGAAGAAGCUGUCUAAAUGAUCAAAAAUAAUAAACAUAAUUGUAUUUCUACUUGUUACUAUCUCAUUAAACUUAAGCAACAAAGAGAAAAAUAAAUUAAACCUGAUAAUAUCACUACAAAACCAAUUUCUAUUGAAAAAUAGAAUUUAUUUAAUAAAACUCAAUUAAUUGAACAACAAAAAUCUUCACCCUUAGUCAAAUAAAAAUUAUAUUCUUAACAAUAACCUACAUAACCUUAUAAUUAAGAUGUAUAACAAUAAAUAUUAUUGCAUCUCUUAUAAAAUCAAUAAUAAUAAUAAUUAAUAUAAUAAUAAUAAUUUAUAUAAUAAUAAACAUAACCAAAAGAAGUUAAAUAACCAUAAGUAUCUAAAGUAGCUGAAACUGGAGGAUCAUCAUCUAUGGAAAUGUUUUUAAAUAAAGCUUUUUCAGAUAGAAAUCAAAAUAAAUCAUAAACGUAUUAAUUUAUUAAUAAUAUUAAAUUAGAAAAGGUAAAACUAAAUCUUAAGAUCCUGUUCCUCAUAGAGAUAUUUCAGCUCCAAAAAAAACUAGCUUGCCUUCAAAAAAUUAAAAAUCUAUAUCCCAAAAACCUUCCAUUUAAUCAAAGGAUCAAUUAGCCUAAUUAUUAGCUGUUAAACAAUCAAAAUAUUUAGGCAAUACGUAUUAAUAUAUAUAUAUAUUUCUAUAGAGAUUCUACUACUUAUGUUAGACAUAAAAGCAACUUAAAAUUUAAGUAAGGUAGUACUGAAAGAUCAGAUCGCCAUAGUAGCAAUAGUUAGAGAUCUGAAAUCACUUAUUUAAAAAGAAGUGUUGAAAACAGAAGUAGCUAACAUAUUAAAAAUGAUCGCAAAACUAGAGUGAUUAGUACUUAUGCAUAUAAUGAUACUUAAAAACCUAUUUAAACUUAACCAAAUGAAAGAAUUAAUGUAAUUAUUAAAAGAUAACAAAUUUUAGACUGAUCUAAGUAAAGAACAAUCAAAUGUUCUUCAAUCUUAGUAAUAGAGAUUAACACAUAUGGAUAAUUUGGCUUUAGGGAUUCAAAUCUAUAAACACAAUAUUCAGAAUAGAUUUCUAAUUAAAUAAUAGUAAAAAAGAAAAAGUAAAUAAUAAUAAUGA